AUGGAAGAAAUCGUGUCAUCCUCAAAGGAUGAGCAAGAAUUACAACCCAACACGAACAGACAGAAUCUUCUAGAAGUACCCGCCCUACCCCAAGAAGAUUGCGUUUUGCAAACAUCUCGUCCACCGCAGCAAACUAAGCAGACGACCGAUGAGAAUGUGCGGGAGAUGUGGAAUGGAAAGAUAGAAUUUAUUUUAUCCUGUGUUGGACAGUGCAUAGGACUAGGCAACGUAGUCCGAUUCCCUUAUCUUUGUUACAAAAAUGGAGGAGGUGCGUUCCUCGUCCCCUACUUGAUUACAGUGAUAUUUGCUGGUAUACCUAUGUACUUUCUGGAGCUUUCUCUUGGACAAUGGUUAAGUACCGGUGGACUCAGCGUAUGGAAAAUCAUUCCACUCUUCAAAGGUGUAGGAUACGCCGCAGCUGUUAUAGCCGCGUGGUUAAACAUCUACUACAUUGUGAUCCUAGCCUGGGCGUUAUACUACCUGUAUCAUUCCUUUACCGAUCCUUUGCCCUGGGCCUCCUGUGAUCACCCCUGGAACACUCCACUGUGUUUGUCAGACUAUGAUAGACAGUACAGCCGCUACUACUGCUCUAAUGGAACAGCCACUUUCAUCCGAAAUUUCACGACUGAGGGAGUGAAUUUGUCAGAAUUGGUCAACAAAGGUCUCAACUGUUCCGCCAUGGUGCAUAGCUCCCCGGUUCGAGAAUUUUGGGAAAGAAAUGUUUUGCGGAUUUCCAGUGGUGUGGACGUGCCGGGCCACAUCCGUUCUGAGUUGUCCAUCUGUCUGCUCAUCGUAUGGAUCUUGUGCUACUUCUGCAUUUGGAAAGGAGUGAAAUGGACCGGAAGGGUUGUUUAUUUUACUGCCAGUUUUCCUUACAUACUUCUAUUUAUCCUUCUGAUUCGAGGGAUAACUCUUCCUGGAGCUUUGGAAGGAAUCAAAUUUUAUGUCUACCCGGAUCUAGAAAAACUUUCAGAGUCGCAGGUGUGGAUCGACGCGGUCACACAGAUCUUCUUUUCCUACGGCCUGGGUUUAGGGACACUGAUCGCUCUAGGCAGCUACAACAAGUACAACAACAAUGUCUGCAGAGAUGCGAUCUGUAUCUCCCUUCUGAACAGUGUUACCAGCAUGUCUUCGGGAUUCGUCAUCUUCUCCGUCAUUGGUUUUAUGGCAUACGAACAACAGAAACCGGUCAGUGAUGUCGCAGCCUCAGGACCAGGUUUGGCUUUCCUUGCUUACCCCAAUGCUGUGGUACAACUGCCGGUGUCACCUGCCUGGGCUGUUCUCUUUUUCCUUAUGUUACUGAUCCUGGGAAUGGAUAGUCAGUUCUGUACCAUGGAAGGAUUCUUCACAGCUGUAAUAGACGAAUAUCCAGGUGUUUUAAGAAGAAGGCGGGAAGUCUUCAUUGGAAUCGUGUGUUUUUUAUCGUACUUGAUUGGGUUAUCUGUAGUGACUGAGGGUGGCAUGUACGUUUUUCAACUGUUUGACAACUACUCGGCCAGCGGACUCUGUCUUCUCGUCCUGAUUUUUUUCGAGUGCACUGCCAUCUCCUGGGGAUUCGGCGUCAAGCGUUAUUACGACACACUCUACAGCAUGCUCGGUUACUAUCCCAGUUCGUUCUGGAAGUUUACAUGGGUCGUUUCGACGCCUUCACUGACCAUGGGUAUCCUGUUAUUCCGGUUCAUCAAGUUCCAGCCUGUGACAUACUUGGAGUACGAAUUUCCUACGUGGGCUCACGUGAUCGGUGGCUUCAUGGCCCUUUCGUCUGUGUCAAUGAUUCCUAUUUACAUGAUCUAUAAGCUACUCAUUACGCAGGGAUCAUUAAGUCAGAGAUUUCAGAAGCUGGUCCACCCCCAUCUUGACUUGCCCGGGAGAGCGGAUCCCCCUCCCCCAUAUUCCGCUGUUUACACGGGUGUUGAUGUAUAGGUGUACAAUGGCUGUCAUUGACCGCUGCCUGCGAGACAAGCAACAAUUACAACAUGUGUGGACUCUCUAUACUAACUCCACCCUCAUGUGACUUCACAAUAUCACGAGUUCAAAGUAGAAAAACUGUAUUAAUUUCCACUAUAAUAUAGUUUUAUUUAAUCAUGUCCAUUGAAAAUGUGCAUGUUGUUUAACCUUUCUAAAGAUGUCAGACACGAAUAUCAACAUUAGAAAAACGGAGUUUAGUUAAACAUCAUUAAAAAGAAUACAUAAAACUGAUUGAAAUGACAAUAUCUUAAUUUUGCAAUAAAUUUCUACGAAGUCACAUUAGGAUAGAGCUACCUUAAAGGUUUGUUAGGGUGUUACUAGUUAAAAUUAUACAUUUUGUACAUAAGUUUGUUAGGGUGUUACUAGUUAAAAUUAUACAUUUUGUGCAUAAGUUUGUUAGGGUGUUACUAGUUAAAAUUUUACAUUUUGUGCAUAAGUUUGUUAGGAUGUUACUAGUUAAAAUUAUACAUUUUGUACAUAAGUUUGUUAGGAUGUUACUAGUUAAAAUUAUACAGUUUGUACAUAGAUAAUAACAAAAAUCUGUGAAGAUGUUUACUAGUUAAUGUGUUCAUAAAGUGAUCAAAGAACUGUAUGUAAAUCUGUUAUGAAUAGAGAACUUAUUUUUUCCUCAACUCCAGUGUUGUUUGUCUAC
Ostrea edulis (European flat oyster) is the source of this 2620-nucleotide messenger RNA. Its product is annotated as sodium- and chloride-dependent GABA transporter 1-like. Gene Ontology annotation, biological process: sodium ion transmembrane transport. NCBI's taxonomy places the organism in Eukaryota, Metazoa, Mollusca, Bivalvia, Ostreida, Ostreidae. Gene Ontology annotation, cellular component: membrane. The record is from RefSeq and is a predicted model, not a curated record. The transcript is spliced from 13 exons. Bases 1 to 1923 code for a protein of 640 amino acids.